Molecule: messenger RNA, 1552 nt
Organism: Eublepharis macularius
Lineage: Eukaryota; Metazoa; Chordata; Lepidosauria; Squamata; Eublepharidae
Gene: DUSP23
Product: dual specificity phosphatase 23
Exons: 3
Coding region: 435-890 (151 amino acids)
Biological process (GO): cilium assembly; protein dephosphorylation
Molecular function (GO): protein tyrosine/serine/threonine phosphatase activity
Source: RefSeq, a predicted model, not a curated record
UUCCCACCAUGGUACAUUUUCCAGAGGGACAUGGUACCUUGCCUAGGCUUCCCUCCAUGGCAGCGCCCUCUGGUAGUGCACCAGGGUAUAGAGUCAUUUGUCUGAAAUACGCUUACUCAAUUAUAUAGUAAAACUAGCAACAAAGCCCAUUGUGGGGAAAAAUACAACGGGCUCUAGAAAGCUGCUUCGGGUUGUUUUUUAAAAAAUAAUUUCAUGAAACAUAGCUAGGAAGGGCUUUGCAGGCUGGGCAGGCCUUCCCACACCCACCGUGGCUUGAUCGGGGCUGGGGAGGGGCAUGCUGGUGGGCCAGGCACUCCCAGCUUCUUCCACCACAGCCUGAUCGGGGCUGGGGAGGGUAGAGCCAACCUGCUGCGGUGCCUUCUGAGGCUACAGAGGCUUGGGAGUGCUGCAGCCAUACAGGAAUAAAACGAUCCAUGGCCUCCACCGUACCACCCAAUUUCUCCUGGGUAGCCCCCGGACGACUUGCGGGGCUGGCCAUGCCACGGCUCCCUGCCCAUUAUCAGUACAUGUAUGAACAUGGCAUACGGCAUCUGGUGUCGCUCACAGAGCGCAGCCCGCCUUACCACGACACAUGCCCCGGUAUCCAGGUGCACCGCAUGCGCAUUGCAGACUUCUGCCCUCCGUCGACUGAGCAGAUUCAACGCUUCUUGCAGCUCGUCGACGAUGCCAAUGCCAAGGGAGAGGCAGUGGCGGUGCAUUGCCUGCUGGGAUUUGGCCGGACCGGAACCAUGCUGGCUUGUUACCUUGUGAAGACCCAGAAGAUCACCGGCGUCGACGCCAUUCACAAAAUCCGUGAGAUACGUCCCGGCUCCAUCGAGACAUCCGACCAGGAGAAAGCCGUUGUCCAGUUCCACCACCGUAUCAAAUAGCCAUCUGCCUUUGGGGCAAGGGGGACUGCUUGGCUGUUGAGACAAUUCCAGUGGACAGCAUUAAGGAACGAGACUGACUUUCUAAAUUCUCCCCCAUUACCGGGGAAGGACUUCCUGGAUGUCAGGAGAGCUAAAAUAAUUGGGAGGGGGGGGGGGACCUGAUUUGGGAUUCUUUAGGAUGGGAGGAGGCUGGAAACUGUGGCUGGAAUCGAGGGGGGAUCCCUGGCACAAGAUUGGGGUGCAAGAUUACCUUUUCCAAGAUCACUCAAUAGAAUGUGUGGGCUGCACACAACAAGAUUUCCCUUCCUUGCCUAGAGAAAUGGGUGCUGUACGGGGUUGGAGGCUGCUUUCAUACAGGGGUCGGGCAGUCCUUAUCUGUUUCUUGUGAUGGCCCUCUCGUCAAUCUUUUGACAAGUGGAGACCUCAUUUGCUGUCCAGGGAUUAAAAGAGAUCGUGUUGGUGGUUUCUAAAUGGGACAGGCUGCAACUGAUAGUCUUCGUUCCGCUAAAGGAGAGGAAGCCGCUCUGAUCAUUUAUAGAUGAGCUAUACCCACACCAUACAUCACAGUAUUUUGUACUCUGGCUGGCUGUGGGACUCCAGGGUCUCCUGCAAAGAAAGGUCUUUCCUUUUCCACUGAAUACAUAAAGCUGCCUUAUACUGAA